Molecule: messenger RNA, 2364 nt
Organism: Arachis stenosperma
Lineage: Eukaryota; Viridiplantae; Streptophyta; Magnoliopsida; Fabales; Fabaceae
Exons: 2
Coding region: 1-2364 (787 amino acids)
Source: RefSeq, a predicted model, not a curated record
AUGGCUGAUCACUCGGAGACUCAACAACCCUCCCGAACUAACACUUAUCUCAUAGCUGCAAACGUCGCCCUCUUAGCGGAAAACCAGCGGAUGGCUGAGCUGCUGGCGGCACUACAAAACAACGGAAAUCGGAAAAUUGAUAGCAAAAAGACAAACGCCGAUCAGCACGAAGAGCAUCAGUCAAAGUCCAACGCAAAGACAGGAGAGACUCCCCCAAAGACCGGGAGGCGGCGAGCCAAUCCGUUCUCCGAGGAGAUAAUGAGUUACAAAAUGCCCCAGAACUUUACGCUCCCGAUGACCCUAACACCAUAUAAGGGAAUCGGGGACCCUACAGUUCACAUCACAGAGUUCGAGUCCAUGAUGUUUCUCAACAGUGACUCUGAUCUCAUUUUAUGCCAAUCAUUUCCUACCUUUUUAGAUGGGGCUGCUUUAUUAUGGUUUUCUAAUUUGCCUGCAGGGUCCAUAACUAGCUUUGACGAGUUCGGCAGGAUGUUCAUCAAUUACUUUGCAGCAUCAAAAAUCUAUGUGAGGGACUCAGAUUAUCUCAGCAUAAUUAAGCAAGGGCAGCAUGAGAGUCUAAAAGAUUACAUGAUGCGUUUCACCAUGGCGGCCAUGAAAAUCCCUGAUUUGAACCCAGAAGUACAGUUGCAUGCUAUCAAAAGCCGCCUCCGACCUGGAAAGUUCCAGGAAGCCAUAGCUGUGGCUAAACCAAAGACACUGGAGGAAUUCCGAGACAAAGCUAUAGGACAAAUCGAGAUAGAAGAACUAUGCGAAACGCGAAGGAAUGAAAGACCGUCAUCAUGGAAAGACGACGACAAGCCGAGCAGGUCAAAUAUCAAAGAUCACAGAAAACCUUUUAAACUAACUCCAAAGUUUGAUUCCUAUACCAGGUUCAAUACGAGAAGAGAGGACAUAAUCAAAGAAAUACUACACAACAGGCUCAUAAAGCCGUCAGUCAAGGCAGGGACACACCAAGACCAGAAGUAUGUGGACAAAGGGAAGCACUGUGCAUUCCACCAGAAAUUCAGCCACACCACUGACGAAUGUGUAGUAGCUAAAGACCUGUUAGAGAGAUUAGCAAGACAGGGCCUGCAGGACAAAUACAUCAGUUCCAGGAAUAAGAAGGAAAUAGCUGACAUGAACAAGCCGAAGUAUAACUCGGAUCACAAAGAAAAAGGAACAUGGCUGGAUCCAGUAGAGACCCCCACCUCCAAAGGGGUCAUAAACUAUAUAUCAGGAGGUUUCGCUGGAGGAGGCAUAACCAGCAUGGCAAGGAAGCGAAGUUACCAGACCAUGAUGACGAUGGAAGGAACUCAACAAAACACACCAGUUCCGACUUCCUCCGUCGACGUCAGCUUCAGUGCUUGUGACUUCAAAUCACAGACCCCAAAUUUAGACGACCCAGUAGUAAUAUCAGUAAGUAUAGAGGAACUAACCGUGAAAAAGGUAUUGCUCAAUCCAGGAAGCAGUGCCGACGUCCUAUUCUACUCCACAUUCAAAAAGAUGCAAUUAAGCGAUAAGUCAUUACAGCCAUCGGGAGGAGAAUUGGCAGGUUUCUCAGGUGAAAGAGUCCCCAUAUCAUGUUAUGUCUGGUUGAAAACGACACUAGGAGAACCCCCAAACUCCAAAACAUUGGACAUUCAAUUCUUGGUGGUCGAUUGUGUUAGCCCUUACAACAUCAUUUUGGGACGUCCAUCCCUUAACUCUUUUGGAGCUAUUGUCUCCACCAUUCAUCUGUGUGUCAAGUUUCCCUUGCAGGACAACAGAAUAGUAACAGUCCACGCCGAUCACAAGGAGGCUAGACAAUGCUACAAUGCAAGCUUAAGGAAGGUCGCAAAGGAAACCAUCCCGAGAAUUAACUCCGUGUACAACUCGGAACACAUCCCACGCCUGGCCGAAAUGGAUCUUAGUACAUACACCCACGCAAAAAAAAAAAAAGCGAGAACGGCAGAAAGGGCUGCAGCCUCCACGCCUCGCCGCCGAAGUCCUGCUGCUGCCAAGUCGCCAUCGACGUCAACCCUAGAGAAAGAAGGAGUCUGCGAGUUGAAGGAAGCUGGAGGAGUGUCACUGCCAUUAGCGUUUUGCAGUGUCGUCAUCAUGGUCACCGAGAAGGAGGAGGAACCGCGAGGAAGAGAGGGACGCGGUCAAUCUCAUCGUCAUCAGAUUCGUCUUUGCCGAUGGAGACCCCGUCGCCAAGCUGCUGCACCGCCGCUGCCACCGUUGGGUUUCCAGGAAGAGGAGCUCGAACGGGAGAGAGAGAACGAGAGAGAGAGAGUUCGCAGAAAGAGAAACAUCACCAUACACGAACAGAGGGGGGAGGAGGAACUCACCGGAGGAGAAGGAGACUCGUCGCCGUGCCUCUAG